This is a messenger RNA of Chaetomium fimeti, 2097 nucleotides long. RefSeq names its product isoprenoid synthase domain-containing protein. Gene Ontology annotation, molecular function: prenyltransferase activity. The transcript has 7 exons. Bases 1 to 2001 code for a protein of 666 amino acids. The record is from RefSeq and is a predicted model, not a curated record. Gene Ontology annotation, biological process: isoprenoid biosynthetic process. NCBI's taxonomy places the organism in Eukaryota, Fungi, Ascomycota, Sordariomycetes, Sordariales, Chaetomiaceae.
AUGGAAUACCCCAACUCGCUCCUCGUCGACCCCUCGAGCUACGACACCAACCUGGACGGCCUAGCCGCCGACAUCCCCCUGCGCGUGAACCGCAACGCCGCUCUCAUCGACCGCGGCACCUUCCGCGCCCAGAAGGACUGGGAACAGGUAUUCAGCGCGCCGUCGUCGAGGUACACGGGCACGGCGGGGCCCGAGUACAGCUUUGCGGCGGUGUGCGCACCGGAGAUACUGGCCGACCGGGCCGAGCUCAUCGGCUACAUGGUCGAGAUGAGUUUCCUGGUCGACGACGUUAUGGACGACGCCGACUCGCCCGCCGCUGCCGCCCCGCGCAUGGCCGACCUGCUGUGCGCGUACGAGGCGGUUAAGAAGGGUCGCGAUGACGCCGCUUCCGCGGGCCACUCGCCGGCGGCUGUGCGGCUGUUUACUGAGAUCGGUAGGGCCAUGCUCGUUGUUGACCCCGACAGGGCUAAGGACGCCUUCCGGUGGAUGGAUUCGUGGAAGAAGGCGGCGCUAGGCCGCCCGGAUGGCGAGAGGGAGAUUCGUAACAUGGAGGACUACCUUGAGUACCGGCGGACCAACGUCGCUUCCGGGGCAGUAUUCGGUUUGGCCAUCUUCGCCGCGGGCCUCGAGAUCCCAGUGGACCAGCAGCAAACGUGCCUGGAGCUUUCCGCACCGUUGUGGCUUCAGUUCGCGCUCGCCAACGACUACCACUCCUGGGAACGCGAGCAGAAAGUCGCGACCGACUGCGGCCACACGUCUGUGACGAAUGCUAUCUGGGUGCUAAUGAACAAACACUCGAUGAGUUGUGACGAGGCGAAAGAGGUGUGCCGUGCCAAAGCGAGCCAGUAUGCCGCCGAGUACGUGCACGUUGUAGAGACAUCCAAGAUUAAAGAUGACCUUUGCGACGACGCCAAGCGCCUCCUCGAAGUGUUCAAGUUCUUAAUUAGCGGGAACAUCAUUUGGGGGCUUCAGUGUCCCCGGUAUCAUACCGGUCGGGAGCUGAACGCAGCACAGCUCGAGAUGGCAGAAGCCAUCAAGGCGGACAAGACGAUCGGCUGGGAGUAUGGCCAGGAGAAGAAGGCCACAAACGGCAUUGCCAAGCAUCACAGGGUUGGUACCAAGGGUGUCCUCAACGGUGUCUCCCACCAGAAGAUGGAGGUUGUGCGGGGCGUUGCAGCCCUGAGCAGGAUGUACACCCUCGAGGCACCAUCCCACUACAUCGACUCGCUGCCCGGCAAAGGGAUCCGUGAUAGGACCAUCAGCGCGCCCAACAGCUGGUACCGACCGUCCACCUUCUUCUCCCUAAUGCUAGACGACAUCGAAGAUUCCACUGAACUGCGUCGCGGCAAACCAGCCACGCACACGGUCUUUGGGACCAUGCAAACCAUCAACUCGGCCGGAUACAGACUUCUCAACGCCCUCGCAGAAGAACUCGAGGACCUUUAUAUAGGCCAGAGCCACGAUCUUGCGUGGACGUGCAACUUGAGCUGCCCCACAGAGGACGAGUACCUCGCCAUGGUUGAUGGCAGAUGUUGGAUGCAGUCGGACUCGCCCACCAAACCGGAUGUGGCUCUCCUGACACGGUUCAUGACCUUGCUGGGCCGUUUGUUCCAGAUCCGGGACGAUUACAUGAACUUGACAUCGGCAGAUUACACCAAGAAAAAGGGGUUCUGCGAAGACCUGGACGAGGGAAAAUACUCACUCCCGCUCAUCCACGCCCUGGGGCGCUCUGGGAAUUCUGGGUCUUCGGAUAUCGGGUCGUCGAAAGCCAAAGGUCACGCCGUUGUCCUUCAAAGUCUACUCUCCCAGCGACAUGUUGCGGGGAAAAUGACAGUGCACCAGAAGAACUUGUUCCUCGAACAUCUUGAACGGACCGGAAGCCUUGAAUACACGCGGCAUGCCCUGGAUGCCCUGCAACUGGAGCUGAAAAGCCUGAUGAAGCAGAUGGGCAUGCAGAGAGACGAGAAUUUGACAGGCUUGUUGGAGGGUUUGAAGGUUUGAGAAGGAAGGAUCUGAGAGAGGGGAGAGCAGCGAAGGCAUGCAUAUUGGAAUAGACAUUAAUAGAACAUCAUCUUAGUAAUAAAAGGUAAUGCAUCA